Molecule: messenger RNA, 2112 nt
Organism: Polypterus senegalus (gray bichir)
Lineage: Eukaryota; Metazoa; Chordata; Cladistia; Polypteriformes; Polypteridae
Product: carbonic anhydrase-like
Exons: 8
Coding region: 886-1755 (289 amino acids)
Molecular function (GO): zinc ion binding; carbonate dehydratase activity
Source: RefSeq, a predicted model, not a curated record
GUGUACCUCCAGAUUAUGGAUUUAUAUUUUCACUAUCUAAAAAUAAAUUGAAAUAAUCUCGAACUGGAUCCAGCGGGAUAGUUUUAGUGUGGUAAGGAUCAGAAACAUGUCCCAGAACCACCAAAUGCAAGGCAGGAACCAAACCGGGAUGCCAGUCCUUCUAAGAUCAUGACCACUAACAGUUCAGAGAUAGCAUGUCUGUGGACUAAGGGAGAAAACUGUGUUGUCCAUCCAUCUAUCCAUCCAUCCAUCCACCUAUCUUCAAAGUGCUCCAGAGUGUCAGGCUGGCAGUCCUCAUGGGCUCUGUCACACACUGCCAGUUAACUUAACUUGCAGACACGAGGAGAGCAUCAGAAUGGCCUACAGACAGUGACUCAUCCUGCCUUUAGAGGAGGGUAUCAAACAAAGAACCGUAGACUCCGAGCUCUCCGACCAUGUGGACAAUGCCGGUGAUGUUGUUCAGAUGGUGUCUUAAUUACAACUUUGAGUCUGAGAGGCGUGUGCAGGGCCAGCAUUAAGGGAUAUUGGUAUUAGAGGCCGUGAGCGUGUCGCUGGAUAAACAAACAUGAGGGUCCAGGACAAGCUGUAAUCAGGCUGCCUGGGGGGAUCUGUGUAGAGCAUGGGACAAAUAGGCUGUUUACCUGCACACAGGCUAAGUGGUGGUGGGAGUACAUGUGGACAAGCAGGGGCCCAACAGGUGGAACAAACGGCAGAAGGAGGAGGAGGAGGUGACAAAGGAGUUAAAAGAAGAGAGAGACGGAAGCAGAGAAAAGAGAAGUUCAACCACCACAGUAUACGGGAGCUUGAGAAAUAUCCAACCACAAAAAAAAAAAAAAAUAGAUAUCGAUACUGGCACUACAGAGUGCUUUCUUCUGUCAAGGAACAAUGUGGCUGGCACUGAGCUUUGUGGUGUACGUACUGCUGCUGCUGCUGAAGUUUGGAGAUCCCGAGCUGGACCAAGGUAUCGGCCAUCCUUGGUGCUACGAGAACCCAUAUUGCGGUCCCUCCAAAUGGAAAGUCUGGUAUAAGAAGUGUGGCGGGUCGCGCCAAUCGCCAAUAAACAUUGUGACUUCUCAGACACAGCAUGACUGGCAGCUUGGGCCGAUGACUAUCUGGGGACCCUUGGGGUUGGUGCCAGCGACUGCGAAUAACAACGGACACAGUGUCUCUGUGAAGCUGGGCUUUCGGUACAGACUCCGAGGAGCAGGGCUGCCGGGGCGUUUCUACCUCGACUCCUUCCACUUUCAUUUUGGGAAAUCAGGGCUGGACGAGCACGGAUCAGAACACCUAAUAAAUGGCCGGAGCUUUCCUUUGGAGAUGCACCUGGUUUUCUACAAUGGCAAAUAUUACCGUUUUGAAUAUGCAAAAAGACAGCAGAAUGGACUGGCGGUAGUGGCAGUCCUCUAUAAGUUUGGAAGGGAAAACCUGGGUCUGGAAAGUCUGAUGAGGAACCUGCCCAGCUUAAAGUACAAAGGUCAGAGCUCGCCGGUGUCGGUGGAUCUUGCUGAGUUUCUGCCCCACGGCCUUCAGAAUUACUACAGAUAUAAAGGAUCCCUCACUACGCCUCCCUGCACACAAAACGUGCUGUGGACGGUCCUGGAGGAGCCCGCCGAGUUGAGCCCUCUGCAGUACAAAGCGCUGAGCAGCUCCCUCUUCACGACUGGCCCGAAUGAGAAGCCAACACACUUCCUGCAGAACAACUACAGGCCACCGCAGCCCUUGAAUGGCAGAACUGUCAGCCGGUAUAAGGAGUGACGAUUGUCACCGUCACCCGCUCCGGAGAGGCACUUUGUGUUUUCUGUGCCUGAAGUGACCCACCCGGGUUGGGUUUGUUUCUGGUCGGCAGUACUUUGUGAGCCUUGAGGUCUUCAAUUCUGCCUCAUCUGUCCCUCAGUUCUGACUGUAACUUGCCCUCGAUGGCCCUCAGUCUGCUCCUGUAUUUAUUUAAAAUUAUGCUUCAUUACGUUACAUUCAUUUUUAUACAAUUUUGUGUUUUUUUUUUCUUCAAAGAAAUGUGCUACUGUAUAUAGGCUCAGAACUGACUAAGACUGCAGGAGUGAAUAAAGUGCACAGCCAAAUUGGUGGCCUGUUUUUUGUGUGAUAAAAUCCGGC